Molecule: messenger RNA, 3230 nt
Organism: Hyaena hyaena (striped hyena)
Lineage: Eukaryota; Metazoa; Chordata; Mammalia; Carnivora; Hyaenidae
Gene: SYNE3
Product: spectrin repeat containing nuclear envelope family member 3
Exons: 18
Coding region: 75-3011 (978 amino acids)
Biological process (GO): nuclear migration
Cellular component (GO): cytoplasm; nuclear outer membrane; meiotic nuclear membrane microtubule tethering complex
Molecular function (GO): actin filament binding
Source: RefSeq, a predicted model, not a curated record
GAGGAGGGCGGCUGGGCCGGAGCUGCCCGCCGCGCCGCGCUCCUGCACGCUCGGGACCCGCCCCUACAGGUGCCAUGACUCAGCCGCCCCAGGAGGACUUCAACAGGAGCGUGGAGGACGCCCGGGACUGGAUGAAGGCCGUGCACGAGCGGCUGCAGGUCAACGACAACACCCAGGGGCCCCGCGCGGCCCUGGAGGCCAGGCUGCGGGAGACCGAGAAAAUAUGCCAGCUGGAGCCGGAGGGGCGCGUGAAGGUGGACCUCGUGCUGCGGGCGGCCGAAGUCCUCCUGGCGUGUUGCCGUGACGACCAGAAGCCCGAGAUCCUGGCCCAGCUGAGGGACAUCAAAGCCCAGUGGGAGGAGACGGUCACUUACAUGACCCACUGUCACAGCCGCAUCGAGUGGGUGUGGCUGCACUGGAGCGAGUACCUGCUGGCUCGAGACGAGUUCUACCGCUGGUUCCAGAAGGUGACGGUGGUGCUGGAGCUGCCCGUGGAGCUGCAGCUGGGCCUGAAGGAGAAGCAGUGGCAGCUGGGCCACGCCCAGGUCCUGCUGCACAACGUGGGCAACCAGGCUGUGCUCCUGGACCGGCUGCUGGAGGAGGCGGCCUCCCUGUUCAACAGGAUCGGGGACCCCAGUGUGGAUGAAGACGCCCAGAAGAGGAUGAAGGCCGAGUACGGCGUGGUGAAGGCCAAAGCCCAGGACAGAGUGGACCUGCUAGAGCAGGUGACCCGGGAGCACGAGCACUUCCAGGCACGCGUGGACGAGUUCCAGCUGUGGCUGAAGGCGGUGGUGGAGAAGGUGGGCAGCUGCCUCGGGCGGGACUGCAAGCUGACCACGGAGCGCCGUCUCUGCACGCUGCAGGAGAUCGCCAGCGAUUUCCCCAGGGGUGAGGAAUCCUUGAGGAGGCUGGAGGAGGAGGCUGUGGGGGUCAUCCAGAACACCUCUCCUCUGGGUGCAGAGAAGAUCACCGAGGAACUGGAGGAGAUGCGGAAAGUUCUGGACAAGCUGCGAGCCCUCUGGGAGGAGGAGGAGGAGCGGCUGCAGGGCCUGCUCAAGUCCAUGGGAGCCUGUGAGCAGCAGAGGCGGCAGCUGGAGGCCGAGCUGGCAGAGUUCAGGAAGGACCUUCAGCGGCUGGCCGAGGAUGGUCUGGAGCCCGCGGCGAAAGCAGGGACUGAGGACGAGCUGGUGGCCCGCUGGAGACUCUGCUCGGCGACGCGGGCGGCCCUGGCGGCGGAGGAGCCCCGGGUGACCUGGCUGCAGACCCAGCUGAAGGAGCUCAUCGUCUCCCCACAUGACCUGCAGCCGCUCUCCGACAGCGUGGUCGCCGCGCUCCAGGACUACCAGAGCAUGAAGGGGAAGAGCACCAGGCUGCGCAAUGCCACGGGGGCCGAGCUGUGGCAGUGCUUCCAGAGACAUCUGCAGGACUUGCAGCUGUGGAGGGCCCUGGCCCAGCGGCUCCUGGACAUCACCGCCAGCCUGCCGGACCUGCCCUCCAUUCACACCUUCCUGCCCCAGAUCGAGGCGGCCCUGGCGGAAAGCUCACGCUUGAAGGAGCAGCUGACGACGCUGCAGCUGAAGAGAGACCUGCUGAGGAGCAUCUUUGGCCGGGACGAGGCCACAGCCCUCCUGGAGCAGGCGGCCAGCGCCGUGCGGGACCGAGACCUGCUGCACAACGGCCUCCUGCAGAGGAAGAGCAAGCUGCAGAGCCUGCUGGCUCAGCACAAGGAUUUUGGGGCUGCUUUCGAACCCCUACAGAAGCAGCUCUCCGACCUCCAAAGCAGGGUCCAUGCGGAGAGCGGCCUUCAGCAGGACCUUCCUAGGAAACAGGCCCAGCUUUCCCGGUUGCAGGGGCUGCAGGAAGAAGGGCUGGACCUGGGGGCACAGAUAGAGUCCGUGAAGCCUCUUGUCCAGGGGAACCGCACCCACCAGCACAAAGUGGACCAGCUUUCUGCCGACUACCAGGCCCUGGAGAGGUCUCUGGAGGACCUCAUGGACAGGUGUCAGCAGAGCGUGAGGGAACACUGCACCUUCAGCCACGAGCUGCUGGAGCUGAGACAGUGGAUCUCCGUGGUCACCCAGAAGCUGGAGUCACACCAGGAGGAGGCAGGCCCGUGGGAUGCCCAGUCCCGGGAGGCCGAGGUCGAGAGACUUCUGGCUGAGCUCCCAGAGAAAGAGGCCCAGCUGCCCCUGGUCGAGGCAUAUGGCCGGCUGGUGAUGCAGAAGUCUUCUCCGGAAGGGGCUGCUGUGGUCCAGGAGGAGCUGGGGGAGCUGGUGGCAUCGUGGCAGCUCCUGAGGCUUCUGGAAGAGAGCCUGCUGAGCCUCAUCAGAAACCAGCCGCUGCAGAGGACGGAAGUAGAUUCAGGGAAGAAAACGAUUUUCACCAACAACAUUCCCAAGACUGGGUUUCUCAUCAAUCCCACGGAUCCCGUUUCUGGGUGUCACCGCCGGGCCAAUCAGCUCCCGGAAGAAGGCAGCCAGGAAGGUUUCUCCCAGCUCCUGAGGGACUUUGAGCAGUGGCUGGAGGUGGAAAACGCCAAGCUGGUUCGCAUCAUCGCAAUGAGAACGACCACAGCCAAGGAUCUGAGGAUCCAGGAAACGAAGCUGCAGGAGCUGGAGGCUCGGGUGCCAGAAGGUCAGCAUCUCUUUGAGAACCUCCUUCACGUCGGGCCAGCGAGGGAGUCCUCAGAUGAGCUCGAGGACUUGCGUUACCGGUGGAUGCUGUACAAGUCCAAGCUCAAGGACUCCAGCCACCUGCUGACACAGAGUUCUCCAGGGGAGCCAACUGGAUUCCAGAAGAGCCCGUGGCGGCGGCGGCGGUGGCGAGGACUGGGCCCCCUCUUCUGGAAGGUGUGCCGCGCGGCGCUCCCCCUGCAGCUGCUGUUGCUGCUGCUGCUGCUGUUGCUGUUACUGCUCCCGGUGGGGGAAGAGAGCCGCAGCUGCUCGCUGGCCAACAACUUCGCCCGCUCCUUCACGCUCAUGCUCCGCUACGAUGGCCCCCCGCCCACCUAACCCGCGGGGGCGCACAGGUGACGCCCUCCUCCAACCCUCGUCAGCCCCAGGGCUCCGAGGGGACCCAGGAAACUGGAAACAGAAGCAGGCAGCAAGCCGGCACCGCCGCGUCGGUGUAAAUACUGUAUGGACCUCCCCCGAACAAAACCACUUUUUAUACGGUGUCUUCUUAGUCUGUUUAUACUAAAGGUGUCCCGUGUCCGACGAGGCAACGAUGUA